GGAGGCGGGACUUCCGCCCGGAGCCGGAAGCGGGGCUCGUGGGUCUCCCUGGCGCUCUCUCUUUCCCUCAUAUGCGAGCGAAUUGUCCCUCUUCCUCUUCCUCCACCUCCUUGGCGUCCAGACGUUCCGGGGCCUCGACUCUCCGCCGCCGCCGCCUCUCCGCGCCCUUCCCUCCCCGCUCUCCGCUUCUACCUCCGCCUCCUCCUCCUCCGCCCGGCCCUCUCCGCCCCGCUCUCUCGCUCUCUCUCACCCCUUUCCUAACAUUCGGCGGCGGCGGAGGAGGAGGCGGAGGAGCAGGAGCCAAGGGCCGACGACUGAGAGGAGGAGAAGGCAGAGCAGAGGACUCCUCGCCCGUUCGUUCGUCCCUCCGUCCGUCGAGUGAGGCUCCGCUCCCAGGCCCGCCGCGGCCUCGCUGGCUGUUGGCUGACAGCUUAGACGGAGAUCAAUACAGUUCUCUCUGAGGAGCCAGAAAGCAGGCAGCUCAUGACUUCUGAUCAGGACACUAAAGUUGUGGCUGAACCGCAGGUGCAGCAAGUACAAGAAGUUAAAGAUAGUUCUCAUCUAGAGUCAGCCAAGGUUUCUGAAUUAAAUCCUAAUGCAAAAGUAUGGGGGAAUCAUAUGGUACAUGUGGAAGCAAGUGGUGCUACUGAUGGUGGUGUGAGCAAAAACUGGGAAGAAAUAUCAGAUCAUCCGCCAGAUUCCUGCAAAGAAGGGCUGGAGGCCAACGGUGAUGGGGACAAAAAGCACCAGAAUGAAUCGUUAACAGAACUGCAAGAAUCAUCACUAACAGCUCCAUUAUCAGACCAAACAGAGAUGAACCCUUUGGCUUUAGAGCAUUCAGAGUAUGAUUCUAUGCAUGAAAACACUCAGACAGGAGGUAAAGAACAGCUGCAGCCAGAAGGUCAGGAAGAUUUGCGAGAAGUGCUUAAGAAAACACUGGAGUUUUGUUUAUCUAGAGAAAAUCUUGCCAGUGACAUGUACCUUAUAUCUCAGAUGGACAGUGAUCAGUAUGUGCCAAUAAUGACAGUAGCUAACCUCGAUCACGUCAAGAAACUGAGUACUGAUUUGGAUUUGAUUGUUGAAGUACUGAGAUCAUUGCCUUUAGUCCAAGUGGAUGAGAAGGGUGAAAAAGUCAGGCCAAACCAGAAUCGCUGCAUUGUAAUUUUACGAGAAGUACCUGAAUCUACUCCUAUUGAAGAAGUUGAAGCACUGUUCAAGGGAGAUAACUUGCCUAAGUUCAUCAACUGUGAAUUUGCCUAUAAUGACAACUGGUUUAUUACAUUUGAGUCUGAAGCUGAUGCACAACAGGCAUAUAGGUACCUUAGAGAGGAAGUUAAAACGUUUCAAGGAAAACCAAUUAAGGCGAGAAUAAAAGCAAAGGCUAUAGCUAUAAAUACAUUUUUGCCAAAGAAUGGAUACAGACCUCUGGACAUGAACAUUUACACACAGCAGCGUUAUACAACAUCAUUUUAUUUACCUCCAGUAUAUAGCCCACAACAGCAGUUUCCACUGUACAGUUUAAUUGCCCCACAGACUUGGUCAACAACACACAGCUAUCUUGAUCCAUCUCUGGUAACACCAUUUCCAAAUACUGGUUUUAUCAAUGGUUUUACAUCUCCUACUUUCAAGCCUACUGCUUCUCCACUGACUUCGCUCAGGCAGUACACACCCAGAAACAGAAAUCCCAGCAAAUCACACCUACGGCACACAAUACCCAAUGCAGACAGAGGGACUGGACUUUUAGAGAGCCCUACAAUAUUCAAUUUUUCUGCUGAUCGUUUAAUCAAUGGUGUCAGAAGCCCACAAACAAGGCAGCCGGGGCAAAAUAGAACUCGAAUGCAAAAUACUACAGGUUAUACCAAGCGGGAAGUAGGCAGUGGACGCGUAGAACCCACUACUUCAGACUCAUCCCCGAGCUUAGGUAGAGGAAGAAAAAACUCAUAUGGCUAUCGAAAGAAGAGAGAAGACAAGUUUACGAGAGGGCAGACACAGUCUCCACCCCCUCCAAAGCCUCCGUCUCCAAGUUUUGAAUUGGGGUUGUCCAGUUUCCCUCCAUUGCCUGGUGCUGCUGGUAACCUAAAGACUGAAGACUUGUUUGAAAAUCGAUUAUCCAAUGUGAUAGUUGCACCAUCAAAAGAAAAAAGUCUCAACAUCAAUGCAAAUACAAACACUAUCCCACCAGGAAUUCCUCGAGAACCUUUGUUGCCAGUUUCUUCUGCUCUGCCAGGGACAUUUGAAAGGUCUCCUUCCCCAUCCCAGCCUCCCGAAGACCCCAAAAUUGUGGACAAACAGCAGAAAGAGACACAAAAUAUUGAAAGGCUUUCUUCUGUGCUUACUACCGCUUGUAAAUCAGUACAAGUCAAUGGGGCUGCUAUAGCAGAAUUACGAAAACCUAGUUAUGCUGAGAUCUGCCAGAGGACGUCUAAGGACCCACCUUCACUUCAGCCCCCAAAAGAACAGAAACCAAACACUGUUGGUUGUGGGAAAGAUGAAAGAAAACCUUCAGAAACACUAGAGAGAAGCAAAGAACCCCCUCCUAUGAAGUCUAAUCCAGGGCAGCCCAAAGACCAGAGAAGACAGUCAGGACGCAGGUCACCACCUCCAGCUGUUGUGAAACGCCUGACUAAAGAACAGAGCACUCCUCCCAAAUCACCUCAGUGAAACUAGCGCUUAGGAGGAGGUUCAGAAAAGUUCUCGAUAUGAAGUAAACCUAUGUUGCCACUCAGAAAUACAAAGAAUGAGUUGCUGGUUAGGUGCUUGCAGUGGGUAUUAAUUAUACGAAAUGCCUGCAAGGCUUUUUGUUUUUGUUUUUCUUCCUCUGUAAAAUAGAUUGCUCCUCCAGUUUUCUUGCUCCCCCAGCAAAUUGCCCUUGAGCAAACAGUCUACUCUGUCAGGGUUUAAUUAAUCUAAACCUUACACUUAGGUUGGUGCUGAACUGGAGGGGAUGCCUAAAUCCUUUUUUGUUUCCUAGAUGGAAGAUGCAUUUGUCUGGGGGGGAAAAAUCAAUUUUUUUAUUAAGCCUCCAUGUGGCUGUAUGAAUACAAGCUCUAUCUUAACGAAUUGUUUCCUAAUCUACUAAGCAGAAUUGUGCUGCUGUAGUUUUUAAAUAACUGGUCUGUAAGUACAUCUAAAAAUAAAUUAAAAUAUAUCAGAAGACUAAUUAUAGCAGUUAAUAUUUAGAGUGCAAAGGAAAAAACAGGUGUUUUAUAAGACAGGUUUGCCUUGUUUCUUUUUAAAGUUCUGGCUGCUGUAGCACAUCAGCAAAUAAACUAAACUUUUUAUGUUUGAAAAAAAUAUUUGGUUGUACUUUUUUAAGAUUCAAUAUUUUUUUCUCGGCCAAAUGCGAACCUUCAUAAAAAUUACCUGUGAGGCUUCUCUAAAAUAUUUGUUUUGGUGGACUGCAAGCAAGUAACCAGCUUCUCAAUCCAGAAUAAAAUGGUUCCUUCAAUUUCAGGAAAAGAAAAAGAAAUAAAGCACAUUGUGAAUAAAAAAAAAUUAAAUGCAUAAGCCCUUGUAAAUGGCAGGUGCCAGCUAAUGGCUGUUUAUCACAGGACAGCACAAUAAUGCUCAUAUGAUGGGAAUCUCAACUUUCCCUUUAGUCAGAGGAAAUUGCUUUUGAGCCACUGCUGUCUUUCCUGGUUUUCCCUGUACUCUGUGUAGGUUUUUAAAACAAUGCUGAAAGUGCUCUUUGAAAGAGUUCAUAUCUUAAUCGGCCUAAGUGCUGAGACGUUUCUGUACCUAUGAACAUUGGCAUAUGGAUUUAAUUUUUUUAAAAAUCCAUGAGAUAAUGGAGUUCUUUUUGUGUGUGCGUGUGUGCAUGUAUGUUGAAGGAAGAGAUCCCUGUUUCUGUCUGGGGUGAGAUUUUUCACACUUGCUUACUUUAGAAGUGACAUGCUUUCUGAAGGACAAGGAUGCACUAAAUUAACAAGUUUCUAAUAAAGUUGAAUAUAAAUUAUUUUUGUUUUAAAAUGCCUAAAGUUUUUUUUUGAGUGUUUAAGCAGCAGAUGGUUCAGAUGAAAAUGUAUUCCUGCUGAAUACAGAUUAUUCCACACACAAAAAGGUUUAUUUAAACAACUGAUUUUUUUAAAGAAUUAUUUCCAUCCAAUAUUUAAAGACUUGAAUUUUAUUUAAACUUGAAAAUGACUUUGCCUUAACUUUUGUAUAAGACAGCUUAGAGUUACUGAAGUCUAACCCCUUCAAGGGUUGGUGUGGGUGGCAUAUACAGAAUUACUCAGUUACAGUAUGUAUGUAUUGUCACUGGUCUUACUGGGUAAACAUACUGUAGUACAGGUAGUAGUGGCAGUUUUUGUAAUAUACCUUAAAAGAUCUUAAGCAGUUGAUCUUUUUUCAAAAUGUUGAAAAAAAUCUGUAAAUGAAAAUAGUCAAUACUGUAUUAAAUAUGUGCACUUGGAAGUGUGUGCUUUUGCUUGUACAGGUGUAAAUAAUCAGAACAUAUAAAAAGGUACCAUUAAAAAAACUGAUAAAAAUUAUUGAUAUAUUAUAAAUGUUGCUGUUGAGAUGGAUGUAGAUAAACUAAAUGUUGUGGUUUGAAUAUUACUUUAAUUUGUUUUUCCUUGUUUCUUUUACUUUAUUCUGGUGUGCUGAGUUGAUUCUGCCUCUUCACUGCAAAAGGGAAUUGGAGAAAGGCUGUUUUCAGGAAGUGUGCAUUUCAACCAAUGUGACACAUGGUUGUGCACUGUAUAAUUUCAACUUUGUGUUACAAGCUGCAGUGAUUAUUUUUUCAACUGAAUUGGAAAGAAAUAACAUUGCCAGAAAUGCAGCGCCCCCAACAUGACUCAACCACUCUUCUCAAUCCAAAAGCUUAGCCCAGUACAAACCUAGGAUUCUAGGGUUCCACAUAUCUUAGAUACACCCAGGGCAAUUGAUUUUCUAAUGUAGGUUGCUGCUAUUGUAAUUUUCCUCUAACAAAAGAAUAAACAAAAUACUAAAUGAAAGCCAGCCUGCUUUUUUGCACUGCAGAAUUAAAAAAGGAGCAAGCUGGGAUCUGUUUGUGACUUUCUGAAAAGGCACAGUCAGAAAAGACGCAGGAAGAGACAGAGACUCCAAACACCAGUCAAAACCACCAAGCUAGUACUGUUGUUGGGUUGUAGUCUUUAUCCUUUACCCAGUGAGCAGUGAAAAAUGGCAGCUAGAUUUGGGAUAUGGUUGAGGCCAGCUCUGACAGUUCUUUGUCUGCUUGUUGAAAAUAUAAAUGAAACAGCUGCAGACAAAAUGGCAAUGGCCAUGGCAAGUGUACAGCUAAUCAAUGGCCAACUUAUAUAGUCAACUUAAUAUAUGCAGACCAGCAGCUGAGUUUUGCUGUACUAAUGCAUUUUGCUGCUUCUUGUUAGGUUAAUACACUGUAAUUCUUACCCCAGUAACAGCCCACAUAAAUAAUUUUAACCUUUACUGUGAUACCAUUUUUUUCUUUUAAACAAGAAAAGGUAUAUGCCAAAUAAAUAUCUCCAAUCACUUUAAUACCUACCCAUUCAGAUAAUGUGGGGCUGCUGGCACAAAAGUUGAUACUCUACAGAUUGUUUACAUACAGAUAUUCAAAUCUGGUAUAUUUUUUUAAUCCUUCCCCAAAAUAUGAGUUGCAGGUUAAAAUGAUAGGAACCAAUUACAGCUUGUUUUUUUUUAAUUGUAGGCUUACCUUGCUUUUUAUAGGGGAGUGUAAUUUGUUCAAGGAGUGUAUUUAAAACAAAGCUUUUGCUUCUGAAUACUUAACCCACACAAAAUCAUCAGGGUGCCUCACCUGUGCCCUCCCCCAUUAUGCAUCCUCUGAUAGAGCAGCGAAGAAACUGUCAAGCUCAAUUUUAUUUUUUGUUCUUAAUUUUGCUGCCUCUUAUCUGAAGACAUAACCAGUUGGCAAAGAGAUGCCCUUACUUGUGAGUGUGAUGCAGUGGAUCAUGAGCAACCACUGACCCAAAGGGUCCACGGUCAUCACUGUGUUCCUUUUAGCUAGCUGCAUUUCUCACAUGUUGUGUAAGUUAUUACACUAAUAGCAGCAGACAAUCGAAGACACCUGUGAGCUAACAGCUGCCAAGACACAAAAGAGGAGCUGUUAUAUGGAGGCCUUUUUUUUCCUGAGUGUGUUUGUUUUGUUCUCUUUUUUUUGUUUUGUUUUUUGUUUAUGAUCUUCCAUUUAAGACUGGAAUCAAGCUUACAUGUAAACUAUUGGUAAUUUAAGUUUCCUUUUGUGUCAUAAAAUGUACAACUGUCUAAAUAUGUAGGUUAUGAAAAAUAAAGAUUUAGGCACUGUUGAAAUUCUCUUUUUUUAAAUUAAAACUUCUUACAACAGUAUUUUUCACUUCCUUUGUUUUUGCGCCCACUUGUGUGUAGUCUUACUGCUUCAAAAAUAGACACGGGAAGCUCUUUUUGCUAUGGCUGUAUGGUUCAGAGAACUCAAACCAUUUAACAGCAAUAAAUGCUACACCAAAACUGAA
This is a messenger RNA of Sceloporus undulatus (fence lizard), 6446 nucleotides long. RefSeq names its product La ribonucleoprotein 4B (gene LARP4B). The record is from RefSeq and is a predicted model, not a curated record. The transcript is spliced from 17 exons. Gene Ontology annotation, cellular component: cytosol; cytoplasmic stress granule. Gene Ontology annotation, molecular function: mRNA 3'-UTR binding. Bases 484 to 2661 code for a protein of 725 amino acids. Lineage: Eukaryota; Metazoa; Chordata; Lepidosauria; Squamata; Phrynosomatidae. Gene Ontology annotation, biological process: positive regulation of translation.